AUGGCCACGGGUUCGCGAGAUAAGACCAUCAAGCUGUGGGAUACACGGGGCAGUUGUUUCAAGACACUGAUCGGCCAUGACAACUGGGUGCGGUCUCUUGUUUCCCACCCUGGUGGCAAAUAUCUCAUCUCUGUUGCAGACGACAAGGCACUACGAUGCUGGGACCUUAGCCAAGAUGGAAAGUGCGUCAAGGAGCUAUCGAGUCUGCAUGAUCACUUCUUCUCUUGUCUGGCAUGGGCUCCGUCAAUUGUGAAGGAUAAGGAUAAACCUCCAGCCAACGGCGAGGCGGGAGGAAGCGCACAAGAUGUGCAGAUUCGCUGUGUCAUUGCCACUGGAAGCGUGAACAUGGCACUGAAAAUAUUUGCCAGAUAG
Messenger RNA from Pseudogymnoascus destructans, 372 nucleotides. Its product is annotated as protein with putative role during mitosis. The coding region runs from base 1 to 372 and encodes 123 amino acids. Gene Ontology annotation, molecular function: microtubule plus-end binding; dynein complex binding. The record is from RefSeq and is a predicted model, not a curated record. NCBI's taxonomy places the organism in Eukaryota, Fungi, Ascomycota, Leotiomycetes, Thelebolales, Thelebolaceae. Gene Ontology annotation, biological process: microtubule organizing center organization; vesicle transport along microtubule; nuclear migration. The transcript has a single exon. Gene Ontology annotation, cellular component: cytoplasmic microtubule; nuclear envelope; kinetochore.